This is a messenger RNA of Zootoca vivipara (common lizard), 1857 nucleotides long. It is a transcript of the gene PDIA6, whose product is annotated as protein disulfide isomerase family A member 6. NCBI's taxonomy places the organism in Eukaryota, Metazoa, Chordata, Lepidosauria, Squamata, Lacertidae. The record is from RefSeq and is a predicted model, not a curated record. Gene Ontology annotation, biological process: response to endoplasmic reticulum stress. Gene Ontology annotation, cellular component: endoplasmic reticulum lumen. Gene Ontology annotation, molecular function: protein-disulfide reductase activity; protein disulfide isomerase activity.
CGGCGAAGCCUUGGGUGCCCUUAACCGGAGGGGAAGUCGCAGGAGCGUGGAUAGAGAGCGAGAGCGCAGGAGCUUGUUAGGGGUGCAACAUGGGCGCGUUCGGCGCGAGGUGGUUUCUGCUUGGAAUGGUGAGCUGCACGCUCUUCCUUGAUGUCGAUGGCUUAUAUUCUCCCAGCGACGAUGUUAUAGAGCUCACACCUACAAACUUCCACAAGGAGGUCAUCCACAGCGACAGUUUGUGGCUCGUAGAGUUCUAUGCACCAUGGUGUGGCCACUGCCAAAGACUGACACCUGAAUGGAAGAAAGCUGCAACAGCACUGAAAGGUGUUGUGAAAGUUGGGGCGGUGGAUGCAGAUAAACAUAAUUCCCUAGGUGGUCAGUAUGGUGUCAGAGGAUUCCCCACUAUCAAGAUAUUUGGUGCCAACAAGAACAAACCAGAAGAUUACCAAGGGGGCAGGACAAGCGACGCUAUCGUAGAUGCUGCUUUAAGUGCCCUCCGGUCAAUGGUGAAAGAUCGUCUUAGUGGCAGAGGAGGUGGACAUAGCUACGGAAAACCGAGCAGCCAGGAAAGCGGUGGCUCGGGCAAAAAGGAUGUGAUUGACCUGACGGACGACACCUUUGAUAAGAAUGUCUUGAACAGUGAAGACGUCUGGCUGGUAGAGUUUUAUGCUCCUUGGUGUGGGCAUUGCAAAAAUUUAGAGCCAGAAUGGGCAGCAGCUGCAACAGAAGUGAAGGAGCAGACAAAGGGAAAAGUGAAAUUGGCUGCUGUAGAUGCUACAGUGAACCAGAUGUUAGCAAGCCGAUAUGGGAUCCGUGGGUUCCCGACCAUAAAGGUCUUCCAGAAGGGAGAAGAGCCCGUCGAUUACGAAGGUGGAAGGACAAAAUCGGAUAUUGUUGCUCGUGCUCUAGACCUGUUCUCAGAUAAUGCUCCACCACCUGAACUCCUAGAGAUUAUCAAUGAAGAUGUUCUGAAACAAACUUGCGAUGCUCACCAGUUGUGCAUCAUUUCCGUCUUGCCCCAUAUUCUUGACACAGGAGCCGCAGGUAGAAAUUCCUACCUGGAAGUCAUGCUGAAAUUGGCAGAUAAAUACAAAAAGAAGAUGUGGGGGUGGCUGUGGACGGAAGCUGGAGCUCAGUCUGAUCUUGAAAACUCCGUUGGAAUUGGAGGGUUUGGCUACCCAGCCAUGGCAGCCGUUAACGCUCGGAAGAUGAAAUUUGCGCUGCUGAAAGGAUCGUUCAGCGAGCAAGGAAUUAACGAGUUCCUAAGGGAACUCUCCUUUGGUCGAGGCUCCACGGCACCUGUAGGUGGAGGGGCUUUUCCAAAAGUUAACACAGUAGAGCCAUGGGACGGCAAAGAUGGAGAGCUGCCAGUCGAAGAAGAUAUCGAUCUCAGUGAUGUAGAUCUCGACGACUGGGAUACCCAGAAGGAUGAAUUGUGAGAGCAGGAAGACACUUUGUUUCUUGAGAGACUUUGAGCAGUAGUUUGACGGAACAUCUCUUUGCAUCUCACGGAUACUCCAGUGGCCUUUUUGCCGAGAGAGAGAAGCCCCCUCGGCCAACUACCGUAAGCACUGCUGCAAGUGAACUGUGUGCCUCUCAAGAAAGCCCAUCUUUAAAAUUCUGUGAAUUUUUUUUUUAUGGAGUAAAAUUGAUUGUAUCCUGUGCAACAGAUAUUUGGGAGGGGGAUGCUGAUCUUUCAUUGAAAUACUCCUGUUUUAGCUUUUCUCCAGCUGGUAUGUGGUUGACCGUGACUCAAGACUUUGUUUAACUAGUUCUAAUUCUCUUUCCCCCCCCCCUCAAAAACCUAGUUAUGCCAGUCUUGGUUUCAUUGAAAGAAUAAAACAGAUAUUUUUGACA